UACUAGAACGUCCUUGGGGAGGGUGCAUAUCCGCGCCAUGCCUCCCUGCGUAGUUUGUAGCGGCCCGAAAGGCAAGGAUGUGACCCUUUUUACGUUCCCUAAGGAUGACAAUAGACUUCAUCAGUGGCUUGUGGCGGUGAGGACACACCUAAAACCACCGUGGACGGUAGAAAAAAUUCGAGAGUUGCGUGAAAGUGGUUCAAAAGCUGCAGGUGCACGCAUCUGUUCGGACCAUUUCUCCCCGACCUGCUGUAAAGAAAAUCUCAAGACGAGAUUUCAACCCUAUGUAAAAGGAGCCAAAUUCGUCCUUACGAAGGAUGCCGUGCCAACCCUGUUUGGCGAAGAGACGUCACGCAAGUCGUCUGAAAGUCAACGUGAUAAGAGGAGCAGAAAAAAGCUCAUUGAGUCAUUGCUGGAGUCAACAAGUCAGCAAAAAGUUACAACAAGCAGCGCAGGGAGUCCACACAGCAUUUUAAGUGCAGCAGCACAAGGUACAAGCCAGUCGGGCACAGCAGCACAAGGGAUGAGCCAGUUAGGUGCAGCGGCACAAUUACUAGUAAUGAGCCAGUUUGUCGCAGCAGCAAGUAACAUGAACACAACCAGACAUGAGGUGAGCGACAUGGACACAACACUUGAGUUGAGCGACAUGGACACGACACAUGAGGUGCCGCAACGUGUCAAAUUUGUUGAUGCUGGUACACAAACAGACGAUGAAUCUGUUCCCUCAACACCAACCCCCCAAAACGUCUGCUCAACACCAACUCCCCAAAACGUCUGCUCGGUACCAACCCCCCAAAAUGUCUGCUCAACACCAAACACAGAAAAUGUCUGCUCAACACCAACCCCCCAAAAUGUCUGCUCAACACCAACUCCCCAAAAUGUCUGCUCAACACCAACCCCCCAAAAUGUCUGCUCAACAUCAAACGCAGAAAAUGUCUGCUCAACAUCAAACUCCAAAAAUGUCUGUUCAACACCAAAGUUCAGAAAUGUCUGUUCAACACCAAAGUUUGAAAAUGUCUGUUCGACACCAAUCCAAGCCUGCUCAACACCAAACCAAACAAAUGAUGCCCAUGACAAAUCAUUCAUGUCCGGCUCUUCAGUGCCAACUUGGGUGGAUGAAAAGGACAUAUCCUUCCACUUGUCAGACUUGGAUUCUGAUAGUGAGGAUGGCAACCACAGUGGAGAGGACAAUGGCAGUCACAAGGGUGAAGAGGAUGGCAACCGUAACAUCAAGGCCAAAUACUUUAUAACGCACAAAGACUCCAUCCUCCAACUAUUCCAGGACAAAGUCUGUGCAGAGUGUAACAAACGAGUUACCAUAACAGACAAGUUUACAGUGGGCUCCAUGCUAACAGUGAAAUACGAGUGUCCGGACUUCCAUAGUGGUGUGUGGCGCUCGCAGCCAAGAGUUAAGAUGAUGGGUGAAGGUAACUUACUCAUUCCUGGUGCUAUCUUGUUCUCAGGCGGAACAUACCAGAAAUUUUCUGACUUCUGCGAAACACUACAUCUUCAGAACUUCUCAGAAACACACUUCAACAAAGUUCAAAGAACAUUUCUCCUUCCAGCAAUAGACCACUACUAUAACUCCUCUCAAGAACAAAUAAUCGACUACUUCAGAAACACAGAUGACCUGAUGCCCCAGGAUAGGGAAAGGAUCACCCUGCUGGGAGAUGGUCGCUGCGAUUCACCUGGACACAAUGCAAAGUACUGUACAUAUUCUUUUAUGGAAGAGUCAUCGAAAUACAUCUUGCACUUUGAGAUGAUACAGGUAACGGAGACUGGCAGCUCGCAAUCGAUGGAGACUGAGGGUUUCAGAAGGGGACUGAAUUUCUUACUGGACGAGGGUAUAGAUGUAGACUGCGUAGUGACAGAUAGGCACAGAGGUGUGGGUAAGGUGCUGAAGGAACGAAAGUACAUGAUUGAUAGAACGAUAAGUCAUCAAUAUGACCUGUUUCAUGUUUCAAAAUCAAUCACAAAGAAGAUCUCAGCUGAAGCAAAGAAGAAGAAGAACAGGGAUCUGCAAGGGUGGACCAAAAGCAUUUCGAACCAUCUCUGGUGGUGUGCCAGCACAUGUGGUGGAGAUGAUGUGGAGUUGAUGGAGAAGUGGGAGUCGCUGCCGAAUCACAUAGGGAACAUCCACCUGUUUCCUGACAAUGUCAAGUUCAAGAAGUGCGAACACCCUCACUUGACCGACCGAGAAUGGCUGAAGCCUGGAACAGAGCCACACAAGGCCCUCCGUUCUGUAGUGACUGCUCCCACCCUCCUCAGGGAUAUUCCAAAGUUGACUGGGUUUCACCACACUGGAGAUCUGGAGGUGUUCCACAAUAUGCUGCUCAAAUACACUCCAAAGCGCCUGCACUUCUGGUACAUGUCUAUGAUGGGAAGGAUGAAGCUAGCAGUGCUGGAUCACAACUACAAUGUGGACAGAGAACAGGCAACAACAAAGGAAGGAGAAAAGAGGUGGGAUACAUCGUGGAGAAAGAGAACAAAGGCAUGGACGGCACGACGUGUGUAUGAAGGUAAAACAUAUGAGUACAAAGACGACUUGAUGGCGGAGGUGGUGAGACGACAGCUGGAGGGGGAACACAGGUGUGGGGAUUCAGUCCUGGAGCACCCUGACCUCGGGGCCAGCAACAUCGCCACCGUGCCGCUGGAAAUGAGCAAGGCAGAGCUGGUGCGAGCCCAUCAAUCCCGUUUUGAUCGGUGAUUUGAAUACUCACAUGCAGACUCACACACGAAAGAAAGUCCAGACAUUUCAGCCAAGUAAUUAUCUCAAUACUUAAAUUCAGGCUCACACAGAAAGUAAACCAUACUUUUGUGAACUGUAGAAGACAGCUUGCUCAGCAAAAUUAUCCAGGAAAUAAUGGAAGCAGACUCCUGAGGAUAUGUUCAGAUGGUCUUCGUUGUCAAAGAAGUAUUUAUUUCAUGACAUCUACUAUUAGACAAGUGCAAGAAAGUGUUUGUGCUCAUUAAAAGCAAGUAAAGUUUACUAUAUCAGAAUACUACAGAUGAGUUUUUUGGGUACUAACCAGCAGUUUAAACAGUACAUGUUAGAUUUGAUACAAACCUACAUGAGAUAUACUUGUAUAGAGCUCUACAUGUACAUCACUAUCUGUUAUCAUUUGCAGGGUUAACAGUAACAGUAUCAAAGCUUGGUGCAGGUGUACUGGAUAUUCAUAGUUGAUCUUUGUCUAUUGUAUUACACAUGUUAUAGACACUGAAGCAAUCAGUUCU
Messenger RNA from Branchiostoma belcheri (Belcher's lancelet), 3234 nucleotides. RefSeq lists its product as uncharacterized. The record is from RefSeq and is a predicted model, not a curated record. The transcript is spliced from 5 exons. NCBI's taxonomy places the organism in Eukaryota, Metazoa, Chordata, Leptocardii, Amphioxiformes, Branchiostomatidae. Bases 38 to 2707 code for a protein of 889 amino acids.